AUGACCACAAAUCAGGCUCCCAAUCCUAGGGAAUUCAAGUCGUGGGAAGAUGCUUUCCAAUAUCCAGUCCCGGUUGUGCGCCGGCUCGAGCAACAACUUCGCACCAAUAUCAAUGAGAACAGCGACAAGUUGCGCUCCUUGGUCGGCAACAGUUACCGCGAUCUGCUAAGCACUGCCGAACGCAUUGUGGAAAUGGACCAACAGAUACAUUCAAUCGAUACUUGCCUCGGGAAUAUUGGCUCAAAAUGCAAUGCUCGUGCUAUCGAGCGCAUUGCCGCCAAUCAACGAAAGACUGCCAAUGCUCAGAGGAAUCGAAACCAUGUUCGCAAUGCUCUUGCUUCCAACAUUGCUCUUCUCCAACGCUGUAUGGCGCACGCCCUCCAACUAAUCAGACGCGGAAAUCAUUCAUUGCGUGCUGCAAAGCUUCUUGUUAUCUCUAGAUUGCUGUACACCAGUGCUUCCAAAUCUCCGGACCCGCCUGCCCUGCUUGACCAUCUAAAGACGAAGUUGACUUCACUUCGUCGUAAGUUGUUGAGUCAUGUUGACAAGUAUCUGGUGUCCGCUACCCUUGAGAAGUCGGCCCUGGUCGACACAUUGGCUGCCUUCUCGCUUGCAACCACAUCCACACCAACAGAUGUGUUGAACCACUUCCUACAUGUGCGAGCUUCUAGCCUUGGUGAUCUUGUCAAAUCUCCCACUCAGGCUCAGCUACACGAUGCCUUGGGUCUGCUCAUCACAACAAUCAAGGAGGUGCAGAUCGUAUUCCCGAAACAGCUCUCUGCUCUUCUGGGCAGAAUACAGGACGAACCCCUACUGCAGGGUUCAGCUAUUCAGGAUAUGCCUGAACUCAGCCUCGAGAUCUACGAAAGCUGGAUCUCGGACGAUGUACGCAAGUUCACUCCUUGGCUCAGGCAUGAUCAAUUGCAAGGGUCGGCCGCCACAGUGGUACUGAAGAAGUGGGUCGCUCAAGCAAGAUCGACACUCAUGCAAGGACUCAACUCCCUGCUCGAUGACACGCACGAAGUCUCUGUCGUUGUUUCGCUACGCAAAGACUUCAUAUCUCGUUCUCUGUCUGCCGAUCGGAAGCUGCCAGGUCUUGAUCCGGCUACUUUCUUUGAGGAAUUGCGUGCUUCCUUCAACCGUCGUCUCCGUGACUUGGUCGUCGAAUCUGCCAACGUUGGUGAGUAUAUUGUCGGUCCCUACCUGAGGGGCGAAUACAUCCAGUCCAUCGUCAAUCCCGGACCCGCUGCGAACCUCUGGGAUCCUGCAAAUCUGGAGAUUGAGCCUGGAAAGGGCUCCAUCACUUUCAGAAAUUUGAUUCAUAAUGCCUCUCAAGGUAAAGAUGCUUCUCUACAGGGUCUCGUACUAUCUUUAAACUCAUGGUCUUCCGACUUGGCCACAUGGUCCACCACAAUCAAGUCGAUGCGCGAUGACAGAUGGAACGACGAUCUCGAUCUCGGCAUUGAAGAUGACUUUGAGAUCGACUCUCCUCAAGAUCUGCUAGCUAGAGAAGACCCUGAUGAGCUGCAGAAACUGCUCGCAUCGGAAAAAGCAAAGUCGCUGAAGGAUGCAUACGAGCAGAUACAAUCCUAUGUGGACAAGAAGGGCCGCACAGUACGAUCGUUGCGACUCCUGAGAGGACUCAGACAUCAGGCAGCCCUUGGCGAGACUCAGACCUCCAUCACCCAACCACCACCAUCACUAUUCCAGACCCUGCAUGAGAUGCUGGCUGAGCAAGUGCUAGAAAAGUCUGUCGAGCUCAAGAGAUCUACGACAAAAUCGCCUAAACUUUUCGUUCGUGCUCCUGCAACAGCAUUAUGGGAAGGUUCGCCACCACUUCCCGUGCAACCUUCACCGGCUUGCUUCAGAUAUCUGCAUGAUACCUGCAAGACAAUGACGGAUAUUGGGAGUGAUCUGUGGUCGCCUUCCGCUCUGUCAAUUCUCAAGAACAGACUGCGAAGCACCAUUUUUGACUCACUCAAUGAUACUCUACUGAGCACAACCCACACCAACGGCUCCACUACAACAGCAGCACCCUCAAGUGUGAUUGGCGAUACUUCAAUCAACGGAGAAUCCAAACCGGAUUUCACCGAAGAUGGUGUAUCAGUGGAUGACAAAGCUCAAGAACAAUCCACCAACACCAACGCCAACACCACUUUUUCGACCCAAUCGAUUCCAUCCCCCAAACUCAUCCAAGCAACCUUCGACAUCCUCUACCUCGACAAAAUCCUCGCCGUGUCCAACCCCAACACCGCUAGCUUUGAUACUGCAAUCUCAAAUCUCAAAUCAAAGGCUGAGUUGGAAGAUGCAGCUAUAGAGCGUUUGAGAAAGAGUACGGGCGAUUAUUACAAGAGGACGUAUCUUUUGUUUGGGUUGCUCGCUGUUUGA
Molecule: messenger RNA, 2388 nt
Organism: Aureobasidium namibiae CBS 147.97
Lineage: Eukaryota; Fungi; Ascomycota; Dothideomycetes; Dothideales; Saccotheciaceae
Exons: 1
Coding region: 1-2388 (795 amino acids)
Biological process (GO): intra-Golgi vesicle-mediated transport
Cellular component (GO): COG complex; Golgi apparatus
Source: RefSeq, a predicted model, not a curated record